Messenger RNA from Schistocerca cancellata (South American locust), 3385 nucleotides. RefSeq names its product ribosome quality control complex subunit NEMF (gene Clbn). Gene Ontology annotation, biological process: ribosome-associated ubiquitin-dependent protein catabolic process; rescue of stalled cytosolic ribosome. Gene Ontology annotation, molecular function: ribosomal large subunit binding; tRNA binding. The record is from RefSeq and is a predicted model, not a curated record. Lineage: Eukaryota; Metazoa; Arthropoda; Insecta; Orthoptera; Acrididae. Gene Ontology annotation, cellular component: RQC complex. The coding region runs from base 122 to 3157 and encodes 1011 amino acids. The transcript is spliced from 17 exons.
CAAAAGCGAAAAUGUCAUCAAAGUACUUGAAAGGCCAAAAUCUCUGAAGGACCUGUGGGAUAUGACGGCGUAACAAUAUGAGAAUUGUUUAUUUACAGUAGUUCUUGAACAGUUAUUGAAAAUGAAGACCAGAUUUAGUACGUUCGAUAUUGUUUCAAUUGCCACUGAACUUCAAAGGUUGAUUGGCAUGCGCGUUGCACAGGUAUAUGAUAUAGAUAACAAGACAUUUCUUAUCAAGCUGCAAAGACCCGAGGAAAAAUGUGUUCUGCUUUUGGAAUCUGGGAACCGUAUACAUACGACGGGCUUCGAGUGGCCAAAAAAUGUAGCUCCUUCGGGUUUCAGCAUGAAGAUGCGCAAGCACCUGCGCAACAAGAGACUAGAACAUUUGAAACAACUUGGCAUGGACAGAAUACUGGAUCUUCAGUUUGGAACAGAACAAGCAGCGUACCAUAUCAUACUUGAAAUGUAUGACCGAGGCAAUAUCGUGUUAACAGACUGCGACAUGACAAUUUUGUACAUUCUACGGCGUCAUGUGGAGAAUGAAGAUGUGAAAUUUGCGAUAAAGGAAAAAUACCCAAUGAACAGGGCACGAACUCAUGAAGGAGCACCAUCUCUAGAAAAACUUCAGUCAGUAUUUGCAUCAGCCAAAGAGGGUGAUAAUCUAAAAAAGAUAUUGAACACAAACCUUGAAUAUGGACCAGCAGUCAUUGAGCACGUACUACUUAGAGGUGGCUUUCCCAGUGGAUGUAAAUUUGGGAAAAAUUUCAGUGUGACAGAGGAUUUGCCAAAGCUUUGUGAAGCACUUACUGAAGCUGAAAAGCUUAUGGAAAAUGCUGCUAGGCAAGUUUCAAAGGGAUACAUUCUUCAAAAGAAAGAAAAACGUCCACUACCAGAUGGAGGCGAAGAGGACUUUUUUACAAAUAUAGAAUUUCAUCCAAUGAUAUUUGAGCAGCAUAGUAAUCAGCCGCAUAAGGAAUUUCCUACCUUUGAUGCUGCAGUUGAUGAAUUUUUCUCUACACUGGAAGGUCAAAAGAUUGAUAUGAAAGCUUUGCAGAUGGAGCGAGAAGCUAUGAAGAAACUAGCAAAUGUAAGAAAGGACCAUGAUCAGAGACUUCAAGCGCUUGAGCAAACACAAGAACUGGAUAAGCAGCGGGCUGAGCUGAUAACCCGCAACCAACAGUUGGUUGAUGAUGCUAUCAUGGCUAUUCGUGCCGCACUGGCCAAUCAGAUGUCGUGGCCAGACAUACAGGCCAUGGUAACAGAACUCCAAAACCGUCAGCAUCCUGUUGCAUGUGCAAUUAAAGGACUCAAACUUCAAAUUAAUCAUAUCACACUGCAUCUCAGUGACCCGUAUGCUGAUGAGGAUUACUCAGAUGAUGAAAGUAGGGAUGAAGUUCUUAAACCAAUGACAAUUGAUGUUGAUUUGGAUCUGUCUGCGUAUUCCAAUGCAAGGAGGUACUACGAACAGAAAAGAAAUGCUGCCAAAAAGCAACAGAAAACCAUUGAGUCUCAUAGCAAGGCCCUGAAGUCUGCUGAGAGGAAAACAAAACAAACUCUUAAGGAAGUUCAAGCAAUGGUAAACAUCAGUAAAGCACGAAAAGUGUAUUGGUUUGAAAAAUUCCACUGGUUUAUUAGCUCCGAGAACUAUUUGGUCAUUGGAGGUCGUGAUCCAAAGCAGAAUGAACUGAUUGUGAAACGUUAUAUGAGACCAGGUGACAUAUAUGUUCAUGCAGAUGUGCAGGGAGCAAGUAGUAUUGUUAUCAAAAAUCCAUCUGGGCAGCCAGUGCCCCCGAAAACCCUCAAUGAGGCUGGCAUCAUGGCAAUGUGCUACAGUGUAGCAUGGGAUGCAAAGGUUGUGACCAGUGCUUGGUGGGUACAUAGUGACCAAGUUUCUAAAACAGCACCAACCGGAGAAUAUCUGACGACUGGAGCCUUCAUGAUACGUGGAAAGAAGAACUUCUUGCCACCUUCCCAUCUGAUCAUGGGCUUUAGCUUCCUUUUUAAACUUGAAGACGAUUCCAUACAACGGCAUAAAGAUGAAAGGAAAGUCCGAAAUGUUGAAGACGAUGCUAUAUCAGCAGUAACAGAUAUCUCAGCAGAGCAGGACCAAGAGAUAGAACUGGUUGAUAGCGAUGAUGAAGGAGAUGGAGACAAUUCUCAUGAGAAACAUGAUGAAGCAGUUUCCCAGGAAAACAAUGAAGAUGCAGAAGACCUACAGGCUGAUGAAAGCACAAAAGAGAUUGAAGCUGUUGAAGCAGCCAAGGGAGAUAUGAAUGAUAGUGAUGCACCAAAUGAGGAAGAUAAUGCAGAGGGGCAACCAAUGUUUCCUGAUGUGGAACUCAAAAUUGAGCACAGUCUUAACAGAUUGAAUCUUCAUGUAGUAAAUAAACCUCAGAAUGGUGUAAAUGAUACGGAUGAUCAGAAAAUGGCUAGCAGGCAUCAAAACAGAAAGCAGAAACCAACACAACAGAAAAAUGAAGUUGCUGAAGAUUCUGACUCAAAAUCUGGUAACAAGUCUCAGCAACAGUUGAAACGAGGACAGAGAGCAAAACUGAAGAAAAUUAAAGAAAAGUAUAAGGAUCAAGAUGAAGAAGAAAGAAAGCUACGCAUGGAAAUUUUGCAAUCAGCGGGCUCUCCAAAGGACAGCAAAAAGGGUAAAAAAUCUGCAAAGGAUGCUAAAGGAAAGAAUCAGAAAAGUAAAGGCACUAAUGGAGUUGUAGCUUCUGCUGAACGGCAGCAAGCCGAACAGAAGAGUCGGCCGCGCCCGGCACCCAAGCCUAGCAAUCAGGAGCAUGGUGGGGAUGAAUCUGAUGGUGGAGGUGCAGCGGAAGAAGUGGAAGUGACGGUGGCAGCUGAAGUGGACAUGUUGGAUUCUCUCACUGGUUGCCCCCUUCCAGAAGAUGAACUACUAUUUGCAGUACCCGUUGUAGCGCCGUACACUACACUACUUAACUACAAGUUCAAAGUAAAAAUAACACCAGGAACAGGCAAGAGAGGAAAGGCUGCCAAAACUGCGCUCAACGUGUUUCUCAAAGAUCAUACCACAACUGCAAGAGAGAAGGACUUGAUAAAAAGUGUUAAGGAUGAAGACCUGUCCAGGAACAUACCAGGAAAAGUUAAGAUUUCGGCACCACAGUUGCAAAAACUGCGUAAAUGAUAUUUUGUGAACUCUUUUCUGUAUGUACAUUGUACACGAUCAUAUAGGAGAAAAUUCUGAUUUUACAUGUUAGAAUUGUACAAGGAAAAUGAGAUUAUGACACUAAAAUUGUUGUGCGUACUGUUGGAGAGGAAUAAUGUCUUUCAUCGGGUAUAAGUUUUGGAAAACUUGAGCUUAUAUAUAUAUAUAUGCUGUGCUUCAUAAUGAAAAUAAAGAUUUUUUUUCUAA